AUGCGGCUGGUCAUGUACACGCAGGCGGAGGGGAUGCGGCUGGUCAUGUACACGCAGGCGGAGGGGAUGCGGCUGGUCAUGUACACGCAGGCGGAGGAGAUGCGGUGGUCAUGUACACGCGGGCGGAGGGGAUGCGGCCGGCGGUCAUGGUACCGCGGGCGGAAGGCUGCGGGCGGUUAUGGUAACACGCAGGGCAGGGAAGGGGAGCGGUACGGUCAUGGUACCACGCAGGCGGAGGGGAUUGCGGCCGCGUCAGUACACGCAGGCGAAGGGGAUUGGGGCUGGGUCAUGUACCGCAGGAAGGGAGGGGAUGCGGGCCGGGUCAUGUACGCGGGCGGGAAGGGCUGCGGGGGACGGUCAUUUGUAACGCAGGCAGGGGAGGGGAUGGGCGGAAGGUCAUGUACACGCAGGCCGGAGGGGAUGCGGCCAGUCAUGUACACGCAAGGCGGAAGGGAUGCGGCCGGUCAUAUACGCGGGCGGAGAGGCUGCGGCCAGUCAUGUACACGCAGGCGAGGGGAUGCGGCCAGUCAUGUACACGCAGGCGGAGGGGGACGGCCUUAG
Molecule: messenger RNA, 561 nt
Organism: Macrobrachium nipponense
Lineage: Eukaryota; Metazoa; Arthropoda; Malacostraca; Decapoda; Palaemonidae
Exons: 2
Coding region: 1-561 (186 amino acids)
Source: RefSeq, a predicted model, not a curated record